Messenger RNA from Dipodomys spectabilis (banner-tailed kangaroo rat), 1621 nucleotides. RefSeq names its product vasculin-like. Gene Ontology annotation, cellular component: nucleus. Bases 1 to 1596 code for a protein of 531 amino acids. The record is from RefSeq and is a predicted model, not a curated record. The transcript has 2 exons. Gene Ontology annotation, biological process: positive regulation of DNA-templated transcription; DNA-templated transcription. Lineage: Eukaryota; Metazoa; Chordata; Mammalia; Rodentia; Heteromyidae. Gene Ontology annotation, molecular function: DNA binding; RNA binding.
AUGGGAACCUGCUCCCGGUCCGUCCCCUCGCUGCCCCCGGGGGCGGGGAGGUCUGGCCCUCCGGUGAAGCUCCGAAGCGUCCUGGCUCCGCUCCGCGCCUCUCCCCACCUCUCCGGCCUGUUAGAGAUAUCUUCAAAGAACUUGGAUAUUUCAGAGGAUACAAAAUCAAAAAACAAACUGGAAAACAUAAAGAUAAUAGAGAAAACAACACCUUCCUGUGCAGUCCUGUUGGAAUUUUCAUCGUUGAAUUUUGAGAAACAUUCUGAAAAUUUUUCAUGGACAGAAAAUCGUUACGAUGUGAAUCGUCGAAGACACAACUCUUCUGAUGCCUUUGAUUCUGGUAUUGGACGUCCUAAUGGAGGUAAUUUUGGAAGGAAAGAAAAAAAUGGAUGGCGUUCACAUGGCAGAAAUGGUACUGAAAACAUAAAUCAUCGAGGGGGAUACCAUGGUGGAAACUCUCGUUCUCGAAACAGUAUUUUCCAUUCUGGAAAAAGCCAAGGACUACAUGAAAACAACAUAUCUGACAAUGAAACUGGGAGGAAAGAAGACAAAAGAGAACGCAAACAGUUUGAGGCUGAGGAUUUUCCAUCUUUAAAUCCUGAAUAUGAGAGAGAACCAAAUCAGAAUAAAUCUUUAGCUGCAGGUGUAUGGGAGUACCCUCCGAAUCCUAAAUCUAGAGCUCCAAGGAUGCUGGUUAUUAAGAAAGGUAAUACAAAAGACUUACAGCUAUCUGGAUUCCCAGUAGCAGGAAAUCUUCAGUCACAGCCAGUUAAGAAUGGAACUGGUCCAAGUGUUUAUAAAGGCUUAGUCCCUAAACCUGCUGCUCCACCUACAAAACCUACACAAUGCAAAAGCCAAACUAAAGAAAAUAAAGUUGGGACUUCUUUUCCUCAUGAAUCAACAUAUAGUGUUGGUAACUUCAAUGCUUUUAAAUCAACUGGGAAGAAUUUUAGUCCAUCAACAAAUUCAAUGAAAGAGUGUAAUCGCUCAAAUUCCUCUUCACCUGUUGACAAACUUAAUCAGCAGCCUCGGCUAACCAAACUGACAAGAAUGCGCACUGAUAAGAAGAGUGAAUUUUUGAAAGCAUUGAAAAGAGACCGAGUGGAAGAGGAACAUGAAGAUGAAAGCCGGGCUGGCUCAGAGAAGGAUGAGGACUCAUUUAAUUUGCAUAACAGCAAUAGUACUCACCAAGAAAGAGAUAUAAACAGAAACUUCGAUGAAAAUGAAAUUCCUCAAGAGAAUGGCAAUGCCUCAGUUAUUUCCCAACAAAUAAUUCGGUCUUCAACCUACCCACAAACUGACGUUCUUUCCAGUUCACUUGAGGCAGAACACAGAUUGUUAAAAGAGAUGGGCUGGCAGGAAGACAGUGAAAAUGAUGAAACUUGUGCUCCUUUAACUGAGGAUGAAAUGAGAGAAUUCCAAGUUAUUAGUGAGCAGUUACAGAAAAAUGGUCUGAGAAAAAAUGGUAUUUUGAAAAAUGGCCUGAUCUGUGACUUCAAGUUUGGACCUUGGAAAAACAGCACUUUCAAACCCACAAUUGAGAAUGAUGACACAGAGACAAGUAGCAGUGACACAUCAGAUGAUGACGAUGUGUGAAGGACUUCCUAACAGCUUUAGAAAU